AUGGUGUCCAUUGAUGAGGUCCGAAAGAGCAAUUCUCAGAUUACUAGUCUCUAUGGUACCAACUUGGUUGCCGUUUUUGUAAUCCCUGGAAAUUUCGCAGUCGGUGGAACUAGCGGAAUUGGAGAAACCACAGCCCGCGCAUUUAUCUGCAAUACAAAAGCCUCCCGGGUCUACUUGAUUGGGCGAGAUCAGGAGAGGGCUUCACGAAUCAUCGAAGAACUUCAGCAACUGGAGCCGAGCGCCACAGUUAACUUUAUCGCAACUGAUGUCUCGCUACUACGGGAGGUGGACAGGGCUUGCCAUGAAAUUCAGCGUCAGGAAGAUCUGGUAAAUAUCUUGUUUCUGAGUCCAGGAGUGGGAACCGCUACGGGGCGAGAUGAAACCGACGAAGGACUGGACAAAAAGCUGAAUCUCCAUUACUACUCCCGAAUGAGGUUUAUUGCCAAUCUACUGCCCCAAUUGACUCCUGCGAAUGCAAAAGGAGAGAAAACAGUCCCUUCGAGAUCACGUCUCUCACGCGUGAUCUCGGUACUGGAAGCAGGCGGCGAGGCCUCGAUCGAUUUUGACGAUCUUUCUCUAAAGACAAAUUAUUCGCUACGCAAUUGCGCGAAACAUGCGAUCACCAUGAAUUCCCUCUCGAUGGAAUACCUCGCCGCCUCAUUCCCGCGAACCGCUUUCAUCCAUUCCUUUCCGGGCAUCGUUCGAACACGCCUAGGGCGCGACUUUGGCACCUUUACCACACUGGGACUCAAUGCUUUGCUGUUGCUGGCUAAGCCGUGGGAAAUACCGCUGGCAGAAAGUGGAGAGAGACAUCUUUACGCGGCCACUUGCCCGUUGUUUUCUCCUAGGAAUGGUAAUAAGCUUCUCGAUCUGGCGGAAGGGUCGGAUGGGAAUCUUGGCAGUGGAUUUUAUCGGCUGGCGUCGGACGGAUCGACGUAUAAGUCAAGCAAGGUGAUGCAGCGGUAUCGGGAAUACGGGAGUACAAGCCAGAUAUGGGAUCAUACUCGGGGGGUCUUUGCAAAGGUCCUCGUAGAGAAAAGCUGCUAA
Penicillium manginii is the source of this 1047-nucleotide messenger RNA. RefSeq lists its product as uncharacterized. The coding region runs from base 1 to 1047 and encodes 348 amino acids. Gene Ontology annotation, biological process: secondary metabolic process. NCBI's taxonomy places the organism in Eukaryota, Fungi, Ascomycota, Eurotiomycetes, Eurotiales, Aspergillaceae. The record is from RefSeq and is a predicted model, not a curated record. The transcript has 3 exons.